CUAGGUAUAUGGUCUUCAUCAUUUCUCUCUUUUCCAGUGCAAAAUUAUAGAAAUCUUACUUUCUAUCUAGUACGACAGAAAAACACAAGAAGCAUUGCCGAUCGAGCUAUACGGGUCGGAUGAAGGGCUCCUAGAUCUACUACUGCUUCUGUGCCUGUGCCUGCCUUUGUUGUUUUAGCUGCUGCCAACCAAUUUCCAGUCUGUAAAGAAAGAUACCAGAAGCUCAAUCAUAUAUUGGGGGCAAGAGAUGGAAGACGAACAGUUCUCAGACACAACGGCACCCGCCCUCAUCCCGCCAUUCCCAAGAGACUCCCGCGGCUCUCUCGAAGUCUUCAACCCCUCCACCUUCUCCACCGCCGCCAAACCAACAAAAACUACAACCGGUUCACCAGCCUUCCGCUCCCAGCAGACGUGGCAGAGCUGGACAGACCCACUUGCCACCACCCCGGAACCCGACCCAUUACCCAACCUCGCCUCCAAGUCCACCCGCACCGCCGACAUCACAACCUCAUGGAUGGCCCUCAAGGACGUCGCCCACCACUCCCCAACCCCAUCUCCGCUGUCCAAUAUUCAGCAGACAAUCUCCUCCUCCUCUGUCGAUGCAAACGACAAGCCGUCCGACGACGCCGCGCAGAGGGCUGCCGAGUGGGGUCUGGUGCUGAAGACGGACGAGGAGACCGGGAAGCCGCAGGGAGUCGGCGUCCGGACCUCGGGCGGACCCGAAGACUCGACUUCCAAACCGAGUCUUGGCGGAGGAACUGAGGCCUCGAGAAGGAACUCGAACAACUCGACUCGGAGCUCCGGCGAGUUGUCGUCGGACGACGUGUUCGGCGGAGGGAAAGAGAGAGGGAUUCCAAGAGUUUCGAAUGACUUGAAAGACGCGCUGUCGACGUUUCAGCAGACGUUCGUCGUUUCGGACGCCACCAAACCCGAUUACCCGAUUCUUUACGCCAGCGCCGGGUUCUUUAAAAUGACCGGGUACACCUCCAAGGAGGUCAUCGGCAGGAACUGCCGGUUUUUGCAGGGGGCGGGUACGGACCCGCAAGAUGUUGCACAGAUAAGGGAGGCUUUGCAAGGGAACAAGAGUUACUGUGGGAGGUUGCUGAAUUAUAAGAAAGAUGGGACCCCUUUUUGGAAUUUACUCACUAUUGCUCCCAUCAAGGACGAGAGUGGGAAGGUUCUCAAAUUCAUUGGAAUGCAAGUGGAAGUGAGCAAGCAUACAGAGGGGUCCAAGGAUAAGAUGCUGCGUCCUAAUGGAUUGCCCGAAUCCUUGAUUCGAUAUGAUGCUCGUCAGAAAGAGAUGGCUUCAAACUCAGUAUCUGAACUGGUACAGGCAGUGAAAAGACCAAGAUCACUUAGCGAAUCAGCAAAUCGUCCCUUCUUUAGAAAGUCAGAAGGUGGCAGGGCAGAGGAGAGAACAGAUCAGCCUCCAGCUAGGAGAAACUCUGAGAGUGUUGGUGUACCUAGGCGAAACUCACGCGGGGAUCAUCCAAAAAUCUCAAUGCAGCGUAUCAACGAGUUGCCUGAAAAGAAACCGAAAAAAACUAGCCGGCUUUCUUUCAUGGGGAGGAUUAGGAAAAGCCAAACUAUUGAGGAAAGCUUUGACACCGGAGUCCCUGAGGAUAGCUAUGAGAGUGACGAGGAGAGACCGGACAGUCUUGACGACAAAGUAAGACAGAAGGAAAUGAGGAAGGGUAUUGAUCUUGCUACAACACUCGAACGUAUUGAGAAAAACUUUGUCAUUACUGAUCCAAGGCUGCCUGAUAAUCCCAUUAUAUUUGCGUCCGACAGUUUCUUAGAGCUUACAGAGUACAGCCGCGAAGAAAUAUUGGGAAGAAAUUGCAGGUUCCUGCAAGGACCUGAAACUGAUCCGGAAACCGUGAAGAAAAUAAGAGAUGCAAUCAACAACCAGACUGAAGUUACCGUGCAGCUCAUCAAUUAUUCGAAAAGCGGUAAAAAGUUCUGGAAUGUAUUUCAUCUGCAGCCUAUGCGUGAUCAAAAGGGGGAGGUGCAGUAUUUUAUUGGGGUGCAACUAGAUGGCAGUGAGCAUAUUGAGCCUCUUAAGAACGCUAUUCCUGAAGAUACCGUAAAAGAGAGCGAAAAACUGAUCAGAGAAACUGCAGAAAAUGUCGAUGAGGCAGCGAGAGAACUUCCUGAUGCCAAUUUGAAACCAGAAGAUCUGUGGAUGAACCAUUCGAAGGCUGUUCAUCCAAAGCCUCAUAGAAAAUAUACCCCCUCUUGGGUAGCUAUCCAAAAGAUUCUAGACAGUGGAGAGCCGAUCGGAUUGAAACAUUUUAGGCCUAUAAAACCCUUGGGAUCUGGUGAUACUGGCAAUGUGCAUUUGGUUGAACUGAGUGGAACCGGUCACUACUUCGCCAUGAAGGCUAUGGAUAAGGGUGUCAUGCUCAAUCGCAACAAGGUGCACAGAGCUUGCGCAGAGAGAGAGAUCCUCGACAUAUUGGAUCACCCUUUUCUUCCUGCAUUGUAUGCUUCAUUUCAGACCAAAACACAUGUUUGCCUCAUUACUGAUUACUACCCGGGUGGAGAACUCUUCGUGCUUUUGGACAGACAACCGACGAAGGUUCUUAAGGAGGAUUCUGCGAGAUUUUACGUUGCAGAGGUAGUUGUUGCACUGGAGUAUCUUCACUGUCAGGGGAUAAUAUACAGGGAUUUGAAGCCAGAAAAUGUUUUACUUCAGAGCAAUGGGCAUGUGUCCCUGACAGAUUUUGAUCUAUCGUGUUUAACAUCUUGCAAACCACAGCUUCUACUUCCAAGCAUCAAAGAAAAGAAAAAACAACGCAAAUCUCAACAAAAUAUGAUCUUCAUGGCUGAACCAAUGAGAGCAUCAAAUUCCUUCGUUGGAACUGAAGAGUACAUAGCUCCGGAAAUCAUAACUGGAGCAGGUCAUACCAGUGCAGUGGACUGGUGGGCUCUUGGUAUUCUUCUGUAUGAAAUGCUCUAUGGAUAUACACCAUUCAGGGGGAAAACAAGGCAAAGGACGUUCGCCAAUAUUCUUCACAAGGAUCUUAAAUUUCCAGGAAGUAUAUCGGCAAGUCUCCAAGCAAAGCAGUUAAUGUAUCGGUUGUUGCACCGUGAUCCCAAAAACAGAUUGGGCUCACAGGAAGGAGCAGAUGAAAUUAAGCGCCAUCCGUUCUUCAAGGGAAUCAACUGGGCUCUUGUUCGCUGCAUGAACCCUCCUCAACUCGAUGCUCCCCUCUUUGCAAAAACUGAAGCCGAAAGGGGAGCAGAUGCUGUAGAUCCUGAGAUGCAAGAUUUACAAACAAACAUAUUCUAAGAGGAAUUUUCUGGUGCACGUUUUGAGUACUUAAACUGUAUCUCAUUCGGGAAAUUGCGAAGAAAAGCUCAUCGUUUCGUUCAAACAUUCCGGUGUAGAUGAUAGAACUUUAAGGUUUUUAAUAAUUGUUCGUCCGAUGUCUGCAAAGUGUGAUGUUUCUGUAAUCUAUGUUGGUUUGUACUCCAAAAAUUUGAAAUUUAAUUAAUUAAUUUAACCUGUUUUUCUGUC
This is a messenger RNA of Malus domestica (apple), 3523 nucleotides long. Its product is annotated as phototropin-1. Lineage: Eukaryota; Viridiplantae; Streptophyta; Magnoliopsida; Rosales; Rosaceae. Gene Ontology annotation, biological process: protein phosphorylation. Gene Ontology annotation, molecular function: protein serine/threonine kinase activity; ATP binding. The record is from RefSeq and is a predicted model, not a curated record. Gene Ontology annotation, cellular component: nucleus; plasma membrane; cytoplasm.